AUUAUUUUCAAAGUAUUAGAUAACAAAAUUAGGUAUAAAAACAGCAACAUAUUUGUUUGGAACAUCAUUCUCGUGUCAGCACUAGAACAGCAGCAUCAUGUCUGUGAAGGCUAUCCUCGUCCUCUGCGCCCAGGCGCUCCUCGUCAAGUCUGCCCUCAGUCAGUGCACCAGCCGCGCUGCGGUGGCUGAAAUCUCUCCACUAGCUGCUCCUUACGGCCUGGCUGCUCCCGUCCUAGCCACUCCUUGUGGACUGGCCGCUUCUGAGCUUGUCGCUCCUUGGGCUGGCCUUGGAGCUGCUGGUUUAGCCACUCCUUACGGUCUGGCUGGCAGAGGCCUGGGUUACGAUGCCCUCAUUGGUGGCCCCGCAAUGGAGUUCAGCCCCACCAGUGGUGGUGGUCUGCCUGUGACCAGUGGCUCCGCCAUCGCUCCCGUCGGUAUCUCCGUGGCGUCUGACAAUGUGUACGAGGGUGCUCUGGAAGUGAUUGGAGAGCUGCCGUUCGUGGGUACUGUCGCUAUGGAAGGAGUGGUGCCCUCUGCCGGUGCUGGUGCCAUCAACCAUGCCUGCGGUAAUGGCAGGACUGCCAUGGCCAGUGGCUCUGCUGCCUAUGCCCCGGGUGCUGCCUAUGCCCCGGCUGCCGCUCUGGCUCCUCUGGGUGCUUACGGUCCUGCUGGUGCCUUCGCUCCCGCUGCUCUUGCUGCUCCUGGCCUCGGUCUCCGAGGUGAUCUGAUCGGCAGAGGUUGUGGUUGCGGAUGGGCUAUCUAAGAUAAUCCAUUUAAGAGGUUAAACAGCGUAAAAAAGAAUCUACAUUUCAAGCUAAUAAAAUGAUGAUAUGCAUAAAAUA
Molecule: messenger RNA, 842 nt
Organism: Spodoptera frugiperda (fall armyworm)
Lineage: Eukaryota; Metazoa; Arthropoda; Insecta; Lepidoptera; Noctuidae
Product: chorion class B protein Ld34-like
Exons: 2
Coding region: 98-763 (221 amino acids)
Biological process (GO): multicellular organism development; chorion-containing eggshell formation
Cellular component (GO): egg chorion
Molecular function (GO): structural constituent of egg chorion
Source: RefSeq, a predicted model, not a curated record